This is a messenger RNA of Histoplasma capsulatum G186AR, 1275 nucleotides long. RefSeq names its product endochitinase 1 precursor. Gene Ontology annotation, cellular component: extracellular region. Gene Ontology annotation, molecular function: chitin binding; chitinase activity. Bases 1 to 1275 code for a protein of 424 amino acids. Gene Ontology annotation, biological process: carbohydrate metabolic process; chitin catabolic process. The transcript is spliced from 3 exons. NCBI's taxonomy places the organism in Eukaryota, Fungi, Ascomycota, Eurotiomycetes, Onygenales, Ajellomycetaceae. The record is from RefSeq and is a predicted model, not a curated record.
AUGUAUCCUUUCCAGAGAUCUCCCUCCGUGGGUCUGGGUUCCAACGAACUCCCCUCGCAGAACUCGGUGCAUAGAUCCGGCUCUGGAAUUCCGAUGCACUGGAAUGCCGUUUACUACGCUAAUUGGCGGGCGAAUGACAUGCCGCCUCCCUCGUCAUUGAAUCUAGGUUAUAUUUCCCAUAUAUUCUAUGCAUUUGCCUGCAACGAAUGGGUGGACGAACGCCAGCCAGUUGAUGGCACCGAGGGAUAUCUUCGGGCACUCGUCCACCGAAAGCGCGACUCCAAGGUAAAAGUGCUUCUUUCAAUUGGGGGUGGGGGUAACGGAGGCGAUAUCGUAGGCAGCAGGAAUUUCGCUGCUGUCGCGGCGAGCCCAGUAGCAGUCGAAAGAUUUCUGUCAAGCGCCGCAGACCUGAUGCAUAAAUUUCAACUUGAUGGGCUUGACAUAAACUGGGAACACCCCGAAACACUAGAACAGGGGUACGACUACAACACCCUACUCUACCGGCUACGUGAACGAUUCCCAAGCCCAGCCUACCUCCUCACCACCGCCCUCUCCGCCGGCGAAUGGGUCCUGAGCAAAAUAAACCUCGUCGAAGCCCACCUCUACGUCGACCUCAUAAACCUCAUGACAUACGACUUCUCCGGCCCCUGGAUGCCCCUCAGUGGGCACCACGCCCAACUCUACGCGCCGCCGGACCCGCAAAAAGCAACCUUGGAAGCGACGGCGGCGACGACGACGAGUGCCACCACGUCGGGUUCCUCAGGGGUCGCCUAUCUGCUAAGCUGGGGCGUACCGGCUGGUAAAAUCCUCCUGGGGAUCCCCGUCUAUGGCCGUGCGUUUCCGGGUGCGAAUGGGAUUAAUCAGCCGUAUGAGCGGGGGACGGCGGGAGGGGAAAAGGUGUUUGAUUACCGUGAGCUACCGCUGCCGGGGACGGAGGAGGUGCACGAUGCCGUGUUUUGUGCGGCGUAUUGUGUUGAUUUCGGCGGCGGCGGCGGCGGCAGCAGCAGCAGCAGUGGUGGUGGUGGUGGUGGUGGUGGUGGUGAAGGGCCCGCGGCUGGCUUCAUUUCGUACGAUUCGCCCAGGACGGUGAUGCAGAAGGCACAGUUUGUAUCGGAGUAUGAGCUGGGGGGGCUUUUUUAUUGGCAUCUUGCGGCGGAUGCGGAGGUGGGAACGGAGCGGAGUCUGGUCGCCACUGGGUAUCGUGCGUUGCAUUCGUGGAUGAUGUCGACGUCCAAUGGCGGGGCGGGGGGGAAGAGGAGAAGAGGAGGAGGAUGA